Molecule: messenger RNA, 3620 nt
Organism: Loxodonta africana (African savanna elephant)
Lineage: Eukaryota; Metazoa; Chordata; Mammalia; Proboscidea; Elephantidae
Gene: ZPLD1
Product: zona pellucida like domain containing 1
Exons: 10
Coding region: 1-1248 (415 amino acids)
Cellular component (GO): cell surface
Source: RefSeq, a predicted model, not a curated record
AUGGAACGAAUGUGGUUGCUGCUGCUUCUCACAGUUAGAGUGCUUGCAGGGUCUGCACAGUUCAAUGGCUACAACUGUGACGCCAACCUCCACAGUAGGUUUCCUGCUGAAAGAGACAUCAGUGUCUACUGCGGGGUACAGGCCAUUACAAUGAAGAUUAAUUUUUGCACCGUGCUUUUCUCGGGUUAUUCAGAAACGGAUCUGGCCCUGAACGGAAGGCAUGGGGAUUCCCACUGCAGGGGGUUCAUCAAUAACAACACCUUCCCUGCCGUGGUCAUUUUCAUCAUCAAUCUCAGCACCUUGGAGGGCUGUGGAAACAAUUUAGUGGUAUCCACAGUUCCUGGAGUCAGCACUUAUGGAAACGCAUCUUCGGUACAAAUAGGAAAUAUUUCAGGGUACAUUGAUACCCCAGAUCCACCAACAAUCAUCAGCUAUCUACCUGGGCUUCUUUACAAAUUUAGUUGUAGUUAUCCACUGGAAUACCUGGUUAAUAAUACCCAGCUUGCUUCGUCCUCAGCUGCUAUUUCCGUGAGAGAGAACAAUGGCACAUUUGUCAGCACUUUGAACCUGCUCCUUUAUAACGAUUCAACCUACAAAGAGCAGUUAAUUAUCCCAAGCAUAGGAUUACCCUUGAAAACCAAAGUAUUUGCAGCUGUAGAAGCCACCAAUCUGGAUGGCAGAUGGAAUGUCUUAAUGGAUUAUUGCUACACCACGCCAUCGGGGAACCCAAAUGACGGUAUACGGUAUGAUCUCUUCCUUAGCUGCGACAAAGAUCCUCAGACCACCGUCAUUGAAAACGGCCGAAGCCAGCAGGGCCGGUUUUCAUUUGAAGUGUUCCGAUUUGUGAAACACAAGAACCAGAAAACGUCCACCGUCUUCCUGCACUGUGUCACGAAGCUCUGCAGAGCCGACGACUGCCCCCUCCUCAUGCCAAUUUGCGGCCACAGAGAAAGGAGAGAUGCGGGGAGGAGGACAACCUGGAGCCCUCAGAGCACUUCUGGAAACGCGGUCCUCUCCGCUGGUCCCAUCAUUACCCGGAGUGAAGAGACGCCAACCAACAAUUCACAGCUUGGUUCGCUGGGUCAACCUCCUUUCCAGCUGAACUCCAUCACCAGUGCACUGAUAUCAGGCAUGGUCAUCCUGGGAGUCAUGAGCUUUUUUCUUCUCCUUUGCUCACUGGCCCUUCUACACAGGAAGGAACCCACCAGUUUGGUGUUGAAUGGCAUAAGAAACCCAGUUUUUGAAUGACUAUGACAGGUCCUUGCUCUCAGAAGCAGCCUUCACUGACUAUAUGUGUGUGACUCAGUCAGUCUUCCAUCUGAACUGAAUGCCAGCCAGCACUUGUUAUGUGUAGGCUUGUUAGCUGUAACGGUGUAGCUCAUCAGCUGAUGAUAGAGAAUUCUGAUAAUACUGCUAUUGCCAUUUGUGUCUGGGGUCAACCCUAUUUGUAUGGCACCAGAUGGGUAUACUAACUAUAAACAAAAAAGUAUUCAGGACUUAGGUCUUACAGGAUCAGUCAUAUUUCCUUUUAUUUGAAUUUUCUUUUGAUUGUUGGCUAUGGAGAUAAAAGGUGGGCUUAGAAAAAAAUUGUUGCAUUUUUUUCCCGAAGAAUUAAAGCCCAGUGUGAUGACAUUUAGAUUUGCACACGUUGUCCUAAAAUAAAGGUUGCUUUUUGUUUUCUACCAGCUAAUUCCAGCUUCGGGAUUUGUUUUAAUUGGAUUGGUCAAUUUGGACACCUGAGAUUUAAUUACUCUGUGACCUCUUAUAUUUUUGGCUGAUUUCCAUGUCUGAUGACAUUCAUUUUAAAAGAAACUCUUGGGAAAUGUAUUUUAACCUGGAACAUCCAUUUGGGUAGCAAAUAGCAGAAAUGGUUGUUAACUUCCAAGGGAUACUAAAACCAGAAAAAAAAAAAAUUUAAACCCAUUGCCGUAAAGUCAAUUCUGACUCAUAGGGACCCUAUAGGACAGAGUAGAACUGCCUCAUAGGGUUUCCAAGGAACGGCUGGUGGAUUCAAACUGCCAACCUUUUGGUUAACAGCCAAGCUCUUAACCACAGUGCCCAAAUGAACCCUAAAUCAUUAUUCAUUUGGAUAAAAAUGGCUGUAAUCAACUUUCUCCUUCUGAUUCAUGUGAAAACAUCAACACAUGUUAACUCUCCUCCCAGGUAAACAAUUCAGUUGCUGUCACAGCUGUGCUUCCAGCAGGGAGGCGACUGUGCAAAGAUUAUUCUUAAUCAGUACCUGGAAAACAAACCGUGAUUGUGGGAGAGGACGUUGCCACCCCCACCUGGGCACAGUGUGCCUAUGUGGGUUUUUAACAACCUCUUGUUUCCUUUUGCCCUUAGAACAAAGAGGAAAUCUAAGGUGUCAUAAUAGUCAUGUAAUAAAUAGUGUUUUCCUCUAAUAGUAAACUUCAAGAAGUUUUGAUCCUUUAUCGGUUUUGCAAAAACAAAACAAGCCAAGUUUUAACCAGUCCAUGUUCUUAAAAACACACACACACACACACACACACACACAGAUCUUCGAACUUUCCCUGUGUUCAAGCCAAACCAUACACACAAUUGAAUAGAUAAAACAAUUCAGUGACAAACUCCAAAACUUAGCAUGUAGAGCUCUAGAAGUGCCAUAUUAACUAUCAAAGUUGCCAUAAAAACUAAUUUCUAGUCAACGUUUGUGACCUAUCUUAAAGGACUAAAUUUACCCACCGCAUGCAAAUCGCUAUACAAUUUGAGAUUUAUUUCAAAUGAAGUAGUUACACUCUGAAUUUAAUAAUUAAAUUAAUCAUCAAAUAAAAAAAACCUUUUCUUCAGUUUACCUGAAUAUUUCAGGAGGAAGUGUGUAUAUUAUGAGGAUAAUUGCCUCAACCUACUAUUUCAAGGUAUAAACACAGCCAAACUGAAAUGGGAUCCAGAAACUUACUGGAAAAUUUCUUUAAUAUAGAAAAAGCGUAAGUCAUUCAGGGAAUCAGUUUAUUCUUCUCUCUGUUAUUUAAAAAUGACUUUGAAGAGACCAUUCUACAAUUUUUAUUUGCUUGAAAAUUUACUGUCUAACUAAAAGAGAAAAAAAUCCUAUGGGGGAGGAAAAAAAAUGCAGCAUGCUACUUAUGUGACCUUAUAAGUAUGUGGAUAAUAUUAAAAUAAUCCAGUUAAUCUAUUUCAGAUAUUUUGAAUGAAUUGCCAUUGAUCCAAGGACUAAGUCAGAACUUAAUUCAUAUCAUUGAAGCCAGUUUGAUUUUGAUGUUUUGGGGAUAUACUUCACUUUCUGAGUAAAGACAUAUUUUACGAGCAACUUAAGUUUCAAAUUAUUUUUUGCUUCCCCUUCAUCAUAAUGGGGGAACCAGAACUAUAAUGAAACAAGCCAGGUUUAUUUUGUGUAGUUUUCUUCUUUUAAAUCUGCAGUUAUAAGUAGAAUUUAGUUAUGCUGAAUAUUUCAGUUACUGUAGUGUGAAAACCUUACAAAAUAUGUGCAAAUAUUCCUUCAGUUUUAAUACCUCAAACUGUUUUUGGCACUUCAGGGGUAAGGUCUGAUGACAUGUAAGAGAUGAUUGUUUAAUAAAAUAAUCGAAAACAAAUAUCUUUAAAACAUUGACCUGAUUUUUUUUUUUUUAAAGAUAUUUCUCUUU